UGGGAUAAAGCAAGAUGGAUUGGUGCCGAGGCAUGGUAAGGUCCUUGGAUCAAGAGAGACGUGAAUGGCGGCAACUGCGGCCCAAAUCCUGGGAACAGAGAGAGCAUCGGCAAGCAGAAUGCCGACGACGUUGAAGAGCUUCAAGAGACAAAAGAGUAGCAGUGGUUAGAAUGAAAGCCGCAUAUAGCCAAUCAGCGCCUGUUUGAAGUUUGCAGGGUCGCCUCGUACGGUAUCCAUCAUCGUCCACAGCAUGAUUUGCUCUACUUAUUACUUGGUUCUCCCAUCUUUUUGUUCCCCAUUCCCUUCUCUUUGCAGCAUCGUCGCGCUUAUAAAAUGGGAUAUCGUACUGACCUCCUCAUGUCUCUUGGCAAGACCGUGGCACAGAUCACUGCCGAUUUCGCACCAAUACCUGCUCUGUGUCCCGCUGUCGAUCUGCUGUGCGGCCUUAUUCAAUUAUGCGAGAACAUCAGCUUGAAUCGAAAUGCUGCCCGGCAGCUUGGUGAUCGAUGCCAUGAAAUGCUCAUCGCUUUCGGAGAGGAUAUGAAAAAUGCUCCGGGGAGCAUGAACGAAGCAAUACAUAUUGUUGAGGACACUUUGACUGAUAUCCAGACACGGAUGGAAAGCUGUGUCUUGCUUUCCGGGACACAUGCCUUCCUGCAUCAAAGAGAGGUUAGUCGUGAAAUCGAGAAAUGCCAUGGCAUCAUCUCAGAUUGCAUGACUAGAUUUCAACUGUCGUCCCACGUUGGUAUACAUCGCUGGCAAGAAGACUUUGACAGGAGCAGGAAGGCUGAUCAACGUGAACUGGUUGAGUAUCUUGCCGAAAUCAAGAAUACCCAAGAAAUGACGAAUGUCGCGAUGACUGAGAAUACAGAGGCCAUUAAAAACCUCAUGCUCAUGUUCCAGACCAUGAUGGGCGAAAAUAAGACCACCGCCGACCGUGUCCAUAAUGGCCUUUCGAGUAAUCUGUGGCAGCUCCAACAGAAUUCUGGACAACUUCUUCCUAGCUUCCACCUCAAAUCUGGCGAAGUUACUCGCAUCGGACAGUUUCCAGUGAGCGGUACGGCCGCCAUGGACAUAUAUGAAGGUCUGUACCUCCAACGAGAGAAAGUGGCCAUCAAGGUCAUGCGGUCCAUCAAUGCCAAUGACAAAAGUCUACGGCGUUUUAUGAGAGAAGUUAGCAUUUGGAGUGAUAUUUGGAGUGUCGAUAAAGGGAGAUACAUUUUACCUUUCUACGGUUUUUGCCAGGAAGAUGGUCCGUUCCCAUACAUGGUCAGCCCCUGGCAGGACAAUGGGACCGCCCUGCAGUACGUGAAAAUUAAGGAUUUGGAAGCAAAGAGCUAUCAACGACUGAUCAAAGGAAUUGCUCUCGGAAUACAGGUUCUUCACACUAUGAGCCCCCCCGUUAUCCAUGGUGAUAUCAAAGCGGCCAAUAUCUCCAUCAACUCUCGUGGAGAACCUCUCCUUGCUGAUUUUUGUCUCUCUCAGAUCGUUGAAGACAUCACAGGAAUCCCCUUUACUCAAAGCCGUGGGGUAGCAGACUCAUACAGGUGGUUUGCACCGGAAGUAUGCGUGGGACAGGGCGUCUUAUCCCCUUAUUCGGACAUCUAUGCAUAUGGAAUGGUUGUCCUCGAGCUUCUGACCCAUCAGCAACCUUACAGAGAGAUCAAGCACACAACAGAAGUGGUUAUCAAGUCGUCUGGCGGCACACACCCCAUCCGACCAAUGGAACAGGAGAUUGUCGCGAGGGGUCUUGAUGAUAUACUCUGGAGAUUGUUAAUUUCUUGUUGGACCAGGACACCGACAGAUAGACCGUCUAUCCAAUCAAUUCUUGGAUGUUUAGUAUGAUGCUUGUGCACUUAUUUUGUACCCACCAGGCAAUCUUAAUUGUCCUUGAGUCU
Messenger RNA from Guyanagaster necrorhizus, 1898 nucleotides. RefSeq names its product kinase-like protein. NCBI's taxonomy places the organism in Eukaryota, Fungi, Basidiomycota, Agaricomycetes, Agaricales, Physalacriaceae. Gene Ontology annotation, biological process: cell surface receptor signaling pathway; protein phosphorylation. Bases 334 to 1845 code for a protein of 503 amino acids. The record is from RefSeq and is a predicted model, not a curated record. The transcript has 11 exons. Gene Ontology annotation, molecular function: ATP binding; protein serine/threonine kinase activity.